CCACCCCCUCUACACACUACGGCCCCCUAAGGGCUGCAAUGACGUCACACCCGCACUAGGCCCAUUUAACGAUGACGUCACCGGGGUCCUCCCUGGUUGUGAAGAUGGAGGAACUCGGGCAGCAACCAGACAACAAGAACACCCUGAAGAAGACCAAGUUUGAUCUGCGCAUCGUCCAGGCCUACCUGCAGCGAGCCCGCGAGGAGCGCCCAAUGCUCUCUAUCCCCGUGGAGGAGCUGGACGCCCACCUGGCCAACUUUAUCCACACCCAUCGCAAGCAGGACGGCUCGGAGUACGAGCCGGGUACCCUGCGCGGUAUACUGGGCAGCCUGGACCGCCACUUCGAGAGGUGCGGCUACCCCCACGCCAUCUACCGCUCCCGCGACACCAAGUUCCUCAGGACGGUGGCCGCCAUGAAGGAAAAGCAGAAUUACCUGAAGACCGUGGGCAAGGGGAGCCACCCGCAGCACGCCGAGCCGCUGACCGAGCGCGAGAUCGAGCUUCUCUACGCCACCGGCGCCAUCGGCCUCCACAACCCCACCGCCCUCCUCUACAUGCUCUUCUUCAACAUCGGCCUCCACUUCAGCCUCCGCACCAUGGAGCAGCACAACCUCAAGUGGGGCGACAUCCACCUGAAGGCCGACGCCCAGGGCCGCAAGUACCUGGAGCACACCAAGAAGCUGUCGCCGGGCCGGGGGGGCGGCGGCGGCGCCCGCUUCCACCCCUCGCACACCAUGCGCAUGCAGAUCUACGAGAGUCCCGAGCAGCCGGACCGCGACGUGGUGAAGGCCUACGAGAAGUACUCGGUGGAGAGGCCGGAGAAGAUGAAGUGCGAGGACGCCCCCUUCUACCUGACGCCUCAGCCCGACUGCCGGCCUGGCUACGCCCGCUGGUUCAAGAACCUGCCCGUGGGGGAGUCCAGGAUCCGCGGCAUCAUGAAGCACCUUAAGAUGGCCGCCGGGCUGCCGCCGCAGAGGAAGAUCUUGGGGCGUUCCCCGCUGAGGAGCCCCGUGCCACUGGGGAGCAGCAUGGCCUCCAUUCUCUCUGCCCAGGUCAAGGCCCUGAGGGGGGAACCGUCGCUGAAUGGCUGCCGGAGCAACGGCGUCACCAUAAAGAAAGAGGAGGACGACUCGUACGGUCAGGAGGAUUCCUCGAACACAGGUGGCCGGUACAAAGCUCUGGGGAUCCGUGGCUUCGGUACCCGGCUGUCGGAGAGCAGCAGAGCUCUUCCAUCCGCCAUCAUCAGCAACCCCAAACUCACCAGGAUUAAGGAGGAGUGGGAGCCGGAAGAGGUGUCGUCCCCGGGAGUCGUCAUGGGGGAAAAGAGCGACUUCCCGGGACAGGGGUCUGUGACGUUCCAUGACGUGGCGGCCUGUUUCACUACCGAGGAGUGGGCGGAGCUGGAGGACUGGCAGAAGAAGCUGUACAAGAACGUGAUGCAGGAGAUCCAUUCUGCACUGGAGGCCAUGGGUUACAAAAUUUUGAACGCGGACGUCCUUCUGAAGAUUAAGGACGGCGAAUGUGAUAAGAAGAGCCCGGCUCAUGAGAAGAAGGACUCCGCUACAGCCUCCGGCAGAGGUGUCAGCCCUGACAUAUUACUUCGGAUAAAUCAGGACGCGGUGCCGGAUUGGCGGGAAAUGGAGGAAGCAGAGAAAGAGGACGAGCUGGACACCUCCAACAGCAUCCCCGUGUUUGAUCCGGAUCUUUCCAUGUGGAUCUUUAAGGAAAGUCCAGACAUCAGUCUUCCAGAAGACGGGAGAGACCAACUACUGCACGCUGAUACAGAUGAAGGGGUGUCCAUACCACACUCUGCUCCCUCAUCGUUCAAGGGACCAUUACCGGAGAUCUCCACUUUGUGUCGUCCCAUUUGCCCGGAGCUCCCUCGCCCCGGUAAGCGGAAGAGACAUGAAGGGGUGUCCAUACCACACUCUGCUCCCUCAUCGUUCAAGGGACCAUUACCGGAGAUCUCCACUUUGUGUCGUCCCAUUUGCCCGGAGCUCCCUCGCCCCGGUAAGCGGAAGAGACGCCCGCCCCAGCGGCGGACCAGCGAGCAGCAGCCGGAUUCAGACAGCGACGAAGAGGAACCAAAUCACCGCCUACCCUGCCGUAACCCACCAUCGCUGGGUGUGACAGGGGAGAGGAAGGAUUGGACGGCGCAGGAUCGGUUGUAUCAGUGCGACCUGUGCGAGAGGACCUUCAGUGACCUCUGUAACCUGCAGGAAACGAUCCUCUCCUGCCCACAGUGCGGUGGCUCCCUGAACCCUCUUCCCAACCAGCCGGCCGACACGGGCCAUACUCAGACGCUGAAUUUCUCCGAGCCCGGCUCAGACACCGGCCUCCCCCGCCCAUUGCAAGGACCGGUGGGGUGA
This is a messenger RNA of Nanorana parkeri, 2369 nucleotides long. RefSeq lists its product as uncharacterized. The transcript is spliced from 8 exons. Bases 72 to 2369 code for a protein of 765 amino acids. Gene Ontology annotation, biological process: regulation of DNA-templated transcription. The record is from RefSeq and is a predicted model, not a curated record. Lineage: Eukaryota; Metazoa; Chordata; Amphibia; Anura; Dicroglossidae.